AUGGAAAUAGCGUCUUUGUCAUUGGGCCACGGAGCCCUUUCCUCUGCCGUCCGCAUCGGCCCCAGUAGCAGGCACUCUGUCACUCUGCGUAUUCUCCACGCACCACUCCAAUCGCACGUCGUUGGAUAUAGUGCCUACAUGUAUGCGGUUUCUCGAGUUGUCGACAAAUGGUUACACUCACAGAUGCCCGUUAUCGGCCUCGCUGCAUUCCUCAUUCCUCGUUCCAGCUUCUCGCAGUUGUUGUCUCCCCCCCGGCCGCAUUGGCAAGAGGCUCUCGGCUCGGCUUGUCAUCUGCCCCCCUUCCCCCAGACUACAACCCGCGGCAACACCAAGCAACCGCGUCCUGUUCCAUAUUCCAUUACGAGAUUCUUACCCCAGAGAAAAGCAUCAAAGAAACCACCGGUGACCGAGCGCACUGCUUUUUCCUACGUCCGCGCCACCCCUCCCCUCUCUCUCUCCCCCGGGGCCAUAGUUUGGUUCCAGGUCAAGAACCCGUCAUGCCCGUCUCGUCUGCUUUGUCUUUCGUGCUUGUACCAGCCCGGCAGGCCUACUACCUAUGUACUUCCUACUCGUAUCGUCCGCCUCCGGCCAUGUUUGGACCCGGUCCAUGUUGCCGCCGCCGCCGCCGCUUUCCCACGACCACCUGGUUUCCUGUCAAGGAUGGCCGGGCUUGCUGCCAGGGAGGGUAUAACUACCCAAGACCCCGCGAUUUGCCCCUCGUUCCCGUCCUCUUCCUUUGACGUUCUCCUCCUCUCAACUCUCCAUCUUCUUGCCCACGAACCAUACUUGAACGGCCACUUCCAAUUGAUCCUUUUUUCGAAUACCCAUACCACUCAUCUCAUCCACACUGCUCUCUCUCUCUCUCUCACCAAGUCCAUCCAACGUAAAUCAGGCAACAUGGCCCCCCACGCAAACGGCGGCACCCCUCAGUCCAAUGGCGGAGUGGAGUCGAGAUACCACGCCUCUUCCACCCAGGCCGCAAUCAAGUCCGAGGAGGAGCUCGCCGCCCACAACUACCACCCGCUACCCGUCGUCUUCUCCAAGGCCAGCGGCGUCCACGUCUGGGAUCCCGAGGGCAAGCAGUACCUCGAUUUCCUCUCCGCCUACAGCGCCGUCAACCAAGGCCACUGCCACCCCGAGCUGGUCAAGGCCCUGACCGAGCAGGCCAGCAGACUGACUCUCAGCUCGAGAGCCUUCUACAACGAUGUCUUCCCCAAGUGGGCCGAGAAGAUCCAGCAGGUCUUUGGCUACGACAUGGUUUUGCCCAUGAACACGGGCGCCGAGGCCGUCGAGACCGCAAUCAAGAUUGCGCGCAAGUGGGCGUACAAGGUCAAGGGCGUUGAGCAGGGCAAGGCUCUGGUCUUCUCCGUCAACGACAAUUUCCACGGCCGAACAAUGACUGCCAUCUCUCUGUCAGUCGACCCCGAAUCGAGGGACAACUACGGCCCCUAUGUCCCCAACAUCGGCGCCCUGAACCCUUCCACGGGCAAGGCCAUUCGCUACAACAACGUCGAGGAUAUCGAGGCGGUCUUCGAGGCGCACGGCAAGGACACUGCUGCCAUCAUCAUCGAGCCGAUCCAGGGCGAGGCUGGUGUCGUCGUCCCCGACGACGACUACCUGAAGAGAGUGAAUGACCUUUGCAAGAAGCACAACGUCCUCUUCAUCUGCGACGAGAUCCAGACUGGUAUCGGCCGCACCGGGCGCAUGUUGUGCUCCCAGUGGGCCGGCAUCAAGCCCGAUAUGAUCACCCUGGGCAAGGCCAUCUCUGGCGGUCUGUACCCCGUCAGCUGCGUCCUGUCGAGCAAGGAGAUCAUGCUUGUCGUUGAGCCCGGCACCCACGGUUCCACCUACGGCGGUAACCCCCUGGGAUGCGCGGUGUCCAUCCGCGCGUUGGAGAUCAUGGAGGAGGAAGACCUGACUGCCAAGGCUGAGAAGCUCGGAAACAUCUUCCGCGAGGGAAUCAGAGCCUUCAACUCGCCCAUUGUCGAGCUGGUGCGUGGAAAGGGUCUCCUCAACGCCGUGGUCAUUGACGAGUCGGCUACCGCUGGCCGCACGGCCUGGGACCUGUGCCUGUUGUUGAAGGAGAAGGGUCUCCUGGCCAAGCCUACGCACGGCAACAUCAUCCGCUUCGCCCCUCCUUUGGUCAUCACCGAGACCGAGCUUCGCAAGGCCAUCAACAUCAUUGGCGAGGCGCUCAAGGAGCUCCCCACUGUCGAGAAGGCGGCGCACCACUAA
Molecule: messenger RNA, 2235 nt
Organism: Colletotrichum lupini
Lineage: Eukaryota; Fungi; Ascomycota; Sordariomycetes; Glomerellales; Glomerellaceae
Product: ornithine aminotransferase
Exons: 10
Coding region: 1-2235 (744 amino acids)
Cellular component (GO): cytoplasm
Molecular function (GO): identical protein binding; L-ornithine transaminase activity; pyridoxal phosphate binding
Source: RefSeq, a predicted model, not a curated record